AAUCGCUUGGUGUUGAAAAGAGCCGAACAGAGCCCAUUGUGGUGUUGGACAGUAGUGAGCCGCUGCUGCUGGAGAAGAAAGAGGAGAUUCUGUGGCGACAAAGGAACUGCUGAUACGUACGCACAUAUGGACGUAAACGUACGGCCCGAGCCUGCUGAUUGCCAUGAAGACAAGCGCGGAGUCCAGGCGGAAAGACCCGGUAUUUGAAGAGUUAAGACUCGACAUCACAACUGUUUAUUUCAGCAGCUAGCAGGCUAGCUGGCUACACACCUUGGAGCUACACAUCGGAAGCCCGUGUGAGUUUGCUUGAUAGAGCUUUUCGUCGAGCUCAAAAGAAGCUCUGUUUGGAUGGUGUCGGCAGACAUUUAAGCCCCUCGCGUCUCAAGUAGCAGCAACUUUGAAGAAUGGUCCAACCCGAGCGCUAAGCAUUUCUCUACUACCACCGAAGAGGAGCGAAAGUCCAGGACUGGUGGCUGACGGUUUUGGGGAAAGGGAAAAGGAGGAAAUGACUCACUUGACUCACAAAAGUGGCACGGGGCAGCAGUGCCAGCCUCGCCUCUGCCUCCGACUUAAGUGAAGCGCUGCACCAUGGCGGAGAGGCACUGAGGCUCUGACCAUCAUCUCCGUCUCCCUCAGACCCCCGCCCCAGCCCUGUCCCCAACAUGCUGCGCUUCCUGCCUCUCAAACUAGGCCGCCUGUACCGCUGUCUAAAGCUCCUCCUGGUGGUGGGAUUAUUUGUGGUCCUGCUGAUGAACACUCACAACCUGUUUGCCUCAUUCCAGAAGAACGAGCUGACUGACAGACGCUUCAUCAACCUGAACAAGUGUCCUGCCUGCUUUGGCACCAGCUGGUGUCGCAAGUUCAUGAACGGACAGGUGUCUUUUGAGACCUGGGGCCGGCUGCGAUUCCUUGAUGUUUUCAAUGUCAAAAAUGUUUACUUUGCUCAGUAUGGGGAACCAAGGGAGGGCACGCGACGUGUCGUGCUCAAGAGACUGGGCUCCAACCAGGAGCUGGCAGAGAUAGACCAGAAAAUCUGUAAGAGAGCCACGGGCAGGCCCAGAUGUGACCUCAUCCAGGCCAUGUACAAGACAGAGUUUGCCCGGAUAAACGGAGAUGUUCGACUGCUCACACCAGAGGUAGUGGAGGGCUGGUCAGAUCUGGUGCACUGUCCUUCUCAAAGACUAUUGGACCGUGUGGUCCGCAGGUACGCUGAGACCAAAGACUCAGGCAGUUUCCUGCUCAAGAACCUCAAAGAUACCGAGAGGAUGCAGCUGCUCAUGACGCUGGCAUUCAACCCAGAACCACUUGUUCUCCAGAGCUUUCCUUCAGAUGAAGGCUGGCCCUUUGCCAAAUACCUGGGAGCAUGUGGACGUGUGGUGGCUGUAAACUACGUGGGUGAGGAGCUGUGGAGCUUCUACAACGCUCCGUGGGACAAGAGGGUGGAUCUGGCCCGUCAGCUGAUGGACAUCGCUGAGCAGUUAACCAACAAUGACUUUGAGUUCGCCCUCUACCUGCUCGAUGUCAGCUUCGAUAACUUUGCGGUUGGCCCGAGGGACGGAAAGGUCAUCGUUGUCGAUGCAGAGAAUGUCCUGGUGGCAGACAAGAGGCUGAUCAAGCAAAAUAAGCCAGAGAGCUAUGAUGUAUGGUAUGAGAGCCGCUUCGAGGAGUGUGACCGGGAGGCCUGCCUGUCCUUCUCCAAAGAUGCGCUCUGCUCCAGGGUCACAGUCGACCAUAACUACUAUGCCAUAUGUCAGAACCUGUUGUCCCGGUACGCUACGUGGCGUGGCACCACCGGGGGACUUCUCCAUGACCCUCCUGCCCACAUAGCCAAAGAUGGACAGCUAGAAGCCCUGUUGGACGAAUGCACCAAACCCAAAAAGCGAUAUGGUCGCUACCAAGCGGCUAAAGAACUGCGCGAGUACCUCACACAGUUAGCUGCUGCUUCUGCCUCAGCUACAGCUAGGUAAUACAUGGAGUCGGCGUUAGCCUGAAUCGCCAAGAGACUGGAAACUCCAAGCUCUGAGAUCCUGGUUCUCGUUCAUGAUGUCACUGCUGCCCUUUGCACUGGAAGUGUUUGCGGUCUUGCAUCAGGAAGUGUCUGGAUCAAAUGUUGGUUAAAGCUUUGUUUGACUUGCUCCUGUGUGACAGUGGAAUAGAUUCACAGUUAGCAGCAGAACAGAGGUUACAGGUAAACCUCUCUUCAUGAGGUGGGCCUGCCACUGUCAAAGGGAGGGGGAAGGUUCAGCUAAAUGCAUUCAUCAUUGGACCAUGCAAAGAGUCCAAACCACAGCUGCAGUCCUCCAGAACAGUUGUUAAUAAGUCACCCAUAACACUUGUUUGAGUUCACGCCCAGGAUGUGUUCUUUUUACUUAGUUCAUAUUAAGUUUGAAGUUAAGUAGAUCGGUAUGUUUACAUUUUCCUGCUCUGGCUUUUCCUCUGUGUAGCAUGGCCAUGGGGAAGACGGAGGUAGCAUGAAUCUCCCGCUGACAGGCUGGGCAGCGGCAGGUAGAGCCAGGCAGGGGGCUGUGCAUUUGGCUUUCAUGCAGGGGAAAGAAAGCCCUCGACAGCUGUAUAGGCCCCAUUUUGUGCUCCUCUAAUCAAUCACUCGAUUUCCUGGUUCCAGGAUCAUGGCAAUCAUCUUUUUAUGUUUUUUCCCCCCUUUUAAUAGGAACCAGAGAGGGUGAGACUAAGGAUUAGGAGGGACAUAAUUGGGCUGUGGCAGUCCCCUGAUGCAGAUGUCCAUACCAAAGAGGCUGUAUGUUAUAUUAAGAACCGUGAGCAGUACAGAGUCACCGCACCUUUCCCUCCAGUUGAUCCCCUGUUCAGCUAUUUCAAAGGACACAAGGCGUGGGUUUGAAGGCCCAUAAAGUGAUGCACAUUUUCUAACAAACAAAAAGGAAAGCAGGGUGAACUAAUUGGUUUAUCAGGGCAAAGGGAAAACACCAUAAUUCCAUACUAACGGUCUCAAGUGCCAUUUAAAGUGUCUAUAAUUGAUAAACAAAACCUACACAGUUAAUGCAGUAAGAUUUAUCAAGUAAAUGUUCAAAAAGGGAAAAGCAAUUCCUAAAUGCUUCACAGCUCCAUGAUGAGCGCCUGACCUACACUACAUUUCGCAGUCCAGAAAUUUCUUUUGCAUAUUUUAACACUUCACUUAGGAGUUUGAGCUUGAUUUGCUUAACCAGUGGACCAAUAAAUUGAAGUAUAAUCGGAAAUGCACUCUUGUUUAGCAAACAGAAAUGAGAGAUGUUGUUCAAAUAAUAGCAUUUGAUUCAGUAUGUGGUGGAUGUCAGCUGCUUGGAGGUGGGCAAUUCAAAUGGCCAGAGUUAAGAGUUAUGUAGUUCAUUGUACACCCACACUGCUAAUUAUCACUAAAAUUCAAGUGUUUCAGUCUGUGGGGAAAGUUGCUCCAUGUGUGCUUUUUAGAGGUGACCCUUUGUCAGUGUGGAAAAGCAAUAAAGAAAAGUGUUUGGAUUUCUGUGUUUCAUCUUACAUUCAUGAGCCCAAAACAACAGUUCAACCUGGAGGGAUUUGUAAGUGCGUGAACUAACUGUCCACUUUUGUACUGUAACUUUUCUUUGGAGUAUUCUAUCAGCAUUGUCUGAUUUUUCCUGUGCCUUUCAUUCAAGAGUUGUAUUUGCAACUUCUAGUGAGUUUAAAUCUUAAAAUAAAUGAAGAGAUAUAUAUAGAUAAUAUAAAA
Molecule: messenger RNA, 3697 nt
Organism: Periophthalmus magnuspinnatus
Lineage: Eukaryota; Metazoa; Chordata; Actinopteri; Gobiiformes; Gobiidae
Gene: dipk2ab
Product: divergent protein kinase domain 2Ab
Exons: 4
Coding region: 663-1967 (434 amino acids)
Source: RefSeq, a predicted model, not a curated record